AGAAGAAGAACCUCUUCCUGAACUCCUAAAUGGGGAAGAACCUCAUCGUGUUUUCUGUGCAGGCUGCAAAAAUAUAAUUUAUGAAUUACAUAUUUUAAACAGAAAGCUCAUUCAUAAAUUAGUAUAAUUUGUCAAGAAUUAACUUUUAUUUAAGUUGUUGUUACAGGUUAUAGAAGAUCAUCUAAGUGUAAAUAUAUCAAAGUCUCAAAAAAGGAGAAUACGCAGAAAAAAACUAUUUAGUGCACUUAUUGAAAAUAGUAAUACAAGUGUAAAUCAAACCGUACUUGUACAGCCGUCUCAAAGAAAUCUAUCAUCUUGCGAUACUUUGUCAGCAGUUACAGAAUCUAUAAGCAACCCUAGAGUUUAUUGUGGAGAUAAAACUGUAUCUAAAUCCAUAAUGUCAGCAAAAGAUAGUACUGAAAUGUCUAGAGAAAACAUCAAAGCUGCAAGAGAAGCUAAGAAGCUCGCAAAACAAAAAGCCAAGGGUAAAAAAGGUGAUGUAAGCACACCUACAAAUGUACCUGACAAAGAAAAUAAAGAUUGUGCUCAAAAAACGACAACAGAUAAUACUACACAAAAUACAAAAAUAGUGAAACAAAAUGAAGCCACAGCAAAGCGAUCAGAAAGUGUAGAUGAAGUUGAUAAGGCUGUGCCUAAAGCUGAGAAAAUUAAAUCUAGCACAUCAAUCAUAGCUAAGGUGGAUUCAGUUGUGAAGAAGCAAGGAGAUAAAACUACACCAGUAACAGACAUGACGGUUAAAGACAUAGUAAAUACAUUAAAAGAUAUUGUUGAUAUAGCAAAAGAAGUAGAAAAUGUCACUGCCAGAAUUGAAGCUAUUGAUUUUGGAGCAAAAAAGGCUAAACCUAUAGCUGAAGAGUCUGCUAAGAGUAAAGCUGAGUUGAAAGCUGAAAGAAGAGCUAAACAGGAGGCUCAAAGGGCGGCUAAACAAGCUGCAGCUGAAAAGGUAGCAGGAAAAGAAAAGAAGAAAGAUGAAGUAGACAAAAAAGAGGAGAAAGUAGCAAAAUCUAAACCUGUUGAGAAGCCUAAAGCAAAAACAAUGAGUGCACAGAAAAUGAAUUGGUUUGGAAGAAACCCUCUCGUGGAACACAACAGAGAGGAGGCUUUGAAAAAUAUUGCACUGAACUCUAACAUGCAUCCAUCUAUAGUGAAACUAGGUGUACAACUGGCAACACAUGUAGUGACUGGUGCCAAUGCCAAAUGUGUGGCAUUACUGGAUGCUUUGAAAAAGGUGAUCCGCGACUACUCUCUCCCCGCUCGCACGGAGUUCGGUCGCGGUCUCGAGGCCCAGUUGUCCCGGUGCGCGGAGUACCUGUGGGCGCUCCGCCCCCCGGCGGCGGCGCAGCUGACGGCCCUGUCCCAUCUCAGACGAUACCUGACUCAACUGCCCGCCGAUGUUCACGAGUUUGACGCUAAAAAGAAGCUGCAAGAGGAGAUUGACCGCUAUAUACGGGAACAGAUAGACAUGGCCGGAGAGGCCAUCAGCAUCGCCGUACGCCAGAAGAUAUCCGAUGGUGACAGCAUUCUUACAUAUGGAUGUUCAUCGCUCAUCGAGCGUAUACUGUGCGACGCGCACGCCGCCGGCGCGGACUUCACGGCGGUGGUGGCGGGCUCGCGGUCGGCGCCGGCGCGCGAGAUGCUGCGGCGGCUACUCGCACGCGGCGUGUGCACCGUCUACGUCGACGUCGCGUCGCUCGGCUCGUACAUGAGACAGGUGAGCAAGGUAGUGCUCGGCUGCGAGUCGCUACUGGCGAACGGCGCGGUGCUGGCCCGUGCGGGCUCGCUGGGCGUGGCGUUGGCGGCGCGCGCACGCAACGUGCCCGUACUCGUCGCGUGCGAGACGCACAAGUUCUCCGAUCGCGUGCAUACUGAUACGAUUGCUUGUGCUGAAUGCGGUGAUCCCGAUGACUUGAUCGACAAAACCGAUGAGAACUCUCCGCUCAAGGACUGGAAGUCAAAUCCUAAUUUGAAUGUUUUCAAUUUAAUGUACGACGUUACUCCUUCGAGUCUCGUUACCGCGGUUGUGACGGAAUUAGCCAUACUACCGUGUACUAGUGCACCUGUAGUGCUCCGAUACAAAAUGUCCGAAUAUGGAAUCUAAGUUGUAUUUGC
Molecule: messenger RNA, 2130 nt
Organism: Aricia agestis (brown argus)
Lineage: Eukaryota; Metazoa; Arthropoda; Insecta; Lepidoptera; Lycaenidae
Gene: eIF2Bdelta
Product: translation initiation factor eIF-2B subunit delta
Exons: 10
Coding region: 398-2119 (573 amino acids)
Source: RefSeq, a predicted model, not a curated record